GCGGCCAGCUGGGGUGGUGUUUUAGAGGGUGGGCUAACGGCGGACCGGCGACGAAGCUGUUGCUGUGGCUUCCGGCCAGUCACCCUCAGAAACCCGCGGUGUCAGGUCGCAGAGGGGGUUAAAGGCGGCAGGGUUCUUGGGUGAGGGGGCGGCGGCGAUCCCGCGGGCAGGAUGUUACGGGGAUUGAGCAGUUGGUUGGGCCUGAGGCAGCCCGAGGGGGCGGCUGCGGGAGGAGAGCCGCUCGGCGGGGACGAGCAGUCGGAGGGAGACUCGCCCCCUGAGGAGCGCUCUGCGCCGCCGGCGGAGCCCACCGAGUGCGAGCAGCAGCAGCAUACGGAAGACACAGAGCUCCUCCACCAGGCCAAAGGCCUUGGCAAUUAUUUGUUUAACUUUGCAAGUGCUGCCACAAAGAAGAUAACUGAAUCUGUUUCUGAAACAGCUCAGACAAUAAAGAAAUCUGUGGAAGAAGGAAAAAUAGAUGACAUCAUUGAUAAGACCAUUAUAGGGGAUUUUCAAAAAGAACAGAAAAAAUUUGUUGAAGAACAGAACACAAAAAAAUCAGAAGCAGCUGUGCCGCCAUGGGUUGAUAGUCACGAUGAAGAAACAAUUCAACAGCAGAUUUUGGCUUUAUCAGCUGACAAGAGGAAUUUUCUUCGUGACCCACCAGCUGGUGUGCAGUUUAACUUUGACUUUGAUCAAAUGUACCCUGUCGCCCUGGUCAUGCUCCAAGAGGAUGAACUACUAAGCAAGAUGAGAUUCGCCCUUGUUCCUAAACUUGUGAAGGAAGAAGUAUUCUGGAGGAACUACUUCUACCGCAUCUCCUUGAUUAAGCAGUCGGCCCAGCUCACAGCACUGGCCGCCCAGCAGCAAGCCUCUGGAAAGGAAGAGAAAAGCAGCAGAGAGGAUGAUUUGCCUCUGACAGAGGCAGUACGGCCCAAAACACCACCUGUCGUAAUCAAAUCUCAGCUUAAAACUCAAGAGGAUGAGGAGGAAAUCUCUACCAGCCCAGGCGUUUCUGAGUUUGUCAGUGACGCCUUCGAUGCCUGCAACUUAAAUCAGGAGGAUUUAAGAAAAGAAAUGGAGCAACUUGUACUUGAUAAAAAGCAAGAAGAAACAAUUGCACUAGAAGUAUCUGCCUUAUCUUCUGCAAUAUCGAGUUCAAGGUGCUGGGUUCAGCUUCAGAAGAUUCUGCUGAUUGGGAAAAGGAACUACAACAGGAGCUUCAGGAAUAUGAAGUGGUCGCAGAGUCCGAGAAGCGAGAUGAAAACUGGGAUAAAGAAAUUGAAAAGAUGCUGCAGGAGGAGAAUUAGUCCCAAGCCCAUUCUUAACAUUGUGCUGAAAUUAAAUUUUGAUGCUCGCUGAA
Messenger RNA from Arvicola amphibius (Eurasian water vole), 1363 nucleotides. It is a transcript of the gene Syap1, whose product is annotated as synapse associated protein 1. The record is from RefSeq and is a predicted model, not a curated record. Lineage: Eukaryota; Metazoa; Chordata; Mammalia; Rodentia; Cricetidae. The coding region runs from base 172 to 1362 and encodes 396 amino acids. Gene Ontology annotation, cellular component: cytoplasm; synapse. The transcript is spliced from 10 exons.